Dentiscutata erythropus is the source of this 537-nucleotide messenger RNA. NCBI's taxonomy places the organism in Eukaryota, Fungi, Glomeromycota, Glomeromycetes, Diversisporales, Gigasporaceae. The record is from the annotation of a GenBank genome assembly.
AUGGAAGGGCAAAUCGUGAAUGUUAAGUUCGAUUUUACAGAAGAGUUGCUUUCUGUCACAUAUAAUAGAAAUGAACAAUAUAACGGGACAUACUUGGAUUCAUUAUACCUUACCGGAUCAUUACCGACAUCACCAACAUCUAAUGAUACUGUAAUACCAAAAUGCAAGGAGAUUGUAAUUACAUGUGAAUCUCACGAUCAAGGAUGGUCAUCUUAUCCUCAGGACAACGGUACAUACAAUAAUUCGUGGACAUGGGGAGAAAUUUCUAUUAUUACCUCAAAGCAAAACAACAAUCUGCAGGAUCAAUUAAUUAACUACGAAGCUAUUGAAAAGCAGCCGAAAACACGAUUUAGGGUUUAUACAAACAAACAUGCAGAUAAGAAUUGGCAAGUACAUAAACAGGAGUUCUUUUCGGAUCAUCCACUUGUACAAAGUCUGCAACCUGGUGAUAUUGUGGGACUUUGGAUUAGAUCUGACUUUCCGGGUUGGUGUAAUUACAUCAAGCGAGCUGAAAUAAAAUUCUACUACACUAUCUAG